Aureococcus anophagefferens is the source of this 693-nucleotide messenger RNA. RefSeq lists its product as hypothetical. The record is from RefSeq and is a predicted model, not a curated record. The transcript has a single exon. Gene Ontology annotation, molecular function: riboflavin synthase activity. Gene Ontology annotation, biological process: riboflavin biosynthetic process. NCBI's taxonomy places the organism in Eukaryota, Pelagophyceae, Pelagomonadales, Pelagomonadaceae. Bases 1 to 693 code for a protein of 230 amino acids.
AUGGUCUUCAGCGGCAUCGUGGAGGAGAUGGGCGAUGUGGUCUCUCUCACCCACGACAAGGAGAUGACCAUGUGGGACGGGUCCGUCGGCCGCGGCACGGAGCUCGUCGUCGACGGCCCCGUCGCGGCGACGGGCGCGUACAUCGGCUGCUCCAUCGCCGUCAACGGCGUCUGUCUGACCGCGACCGCGCUGGAGAUCGACGACCGCGCGCAGCGCUUCUCCCUGGGCCUGUCGCCGGAGACGCUGCGGCGCACGAAUCUCGGCGAGCUCGUCGAGGGCGCCAAGGUCAACCUCGAGCGGAGCCUGGCCGCGGACGGGCGCAACAGCGGCCACUACGUCCAGGGCCACGUCGACGGCACGGGGACGGUGCAGAAGACGUGGGUCGAGGGCGACAGCCUCUGGGUCGAGAUCGCCGCGCCCCCGGACCUGCUGGCCUGCAUCGUGCCCAAGGGCUACAUCGCCGUCGACGGCACGUCGCUGACCGUGUGCGACGUCACGGACGAGUCGUUCACGCUCAUGCUCAUCGAGCACACGCAGAAGUGCAUCGUCCUCCCCCUGCGCGACAUCGGCGACGCCGUCAACCUCGAGGUCGACGUCAUCGCCAAGUACGCGCGCCGCUCCGUCGGCGACUUCGAGGCGCUCUCGAAGCGCGUCGCGGACCUCGAGGCGAAGCUCGACAAGCUCGCGGCCUAG